This is a messenger RNA of Marasmius oreades (fairy-ring Marasmius), 1090 nucleotides long. RefSeq lists its product as uncharacterized. The transcript has 2 exons. The coding region runs from base 317 to 838 and encodes 173 amino acids. Lineage: Eukaryota; Fungi; Basidiomycota; Agaricomycetes; Agaricales; Marasmiaceae. The record is from RefSeq and is a predicted model, not a curated record.
UUCUUUCGGACAGUGCUAUCACCUAGACAAAAGCUUUGAAUAGUUGUCGGAGACGCCAGCGCUCAAGGCGCAACCACUUCACUUUUGAUCGACCCGUUAUCUUCUUUCCGUCUUCAGCGCAACAGUUCGUUCAGACACUCAAGUGGGCAAAUUUCGAUUACAGUUGCUCCCCUCAUCCGACUUCACCGUAUGGGCGAUAUCCAGUAGUGACUAAGGGUUUGACGCGCCUUCCACUGCAGUAUAAAAGCGCUUCGAGUUCGCUUUAAAAUCUCAGUGUACUAAAGCCACCUCAGCAAUCCAAAGUCCAAGGGAAAAAAUGAAGAUUACUUCGCUUAUUGCCUCCGCCGCCUUGCUCGCCUCUCAAAGCGUCGUCAACGCAGCCCCUGCAGUCACCAAUUUAGACGAACUACUCUCGUCCCGCCCGGGUCCCAACUACGCUCUAACCAACAACUUUGGUACCACUGAUCCCGUAUGGGUUCCUAUCAAGCCCGCCAGUGGCGACGAAUCCGAAUCCGAUCUCUCUACACGCGCCACCUGCAACGGCCCCCACGUUGAAAUGUUCGGAGGUGGCCAGUGCAGCGGUACAGAAAUCCGCCAUCUCACUUUAUCCAACAAGAAACAAUGCUACGAUUCACAGACGAAUCCUCUCCGCGGGUUCAGCUCCGCGAACAUUGACGGCUAUCCAGGUUCCACGGGGACCAACUACGUGUCGUUUUAUAGAGGAGGGCAGGGGAAUUUCUGUAGUAGCGGGCUUUAUACGCUUGUGAAUUUCGUUGGAUGCGCGGAGUUCAAUGAUGGGUUCUAUUAUGCAAACGGGGUGACUUGGGAUUGUAAUUAACGGUAUGCUAGCCAAGCUUUCGGAAGCUAUUGAAGGAUCAUUGGGAACAGGGAAUCGUAUAUGGGUUUCUAGGGGCGAACAGAAAUUUACGCAACGGGGUAAGUAACGGUAUUUCCGUUGCGGAAUGUUAUGUACCGUUACUUACCUUGUUACUUACCCGUUACUUACUUCCACCUGGUGGCUGUGUUACCUCUUGCUUACUUUAUGCCACUGUAUGCGCUGAUAUCGAGAUGGCGCAUACUAAAAUCACGC